Molecule: messenger RNA, 1812 nt
Organism: Nelumbo nucifera (sacred lotus)
Lineage: Eukaryota; Viridiplantae; Streptophyta; Magnoliopsida; Proteales; Nelumbonaceae
Source: RefSeq, a predicted model, not a curated record
UCAAUCUCUGAAAUCGUUCUAGGCCUUCUCUGUUUACUUCUCUCUCGUUUCUGGCGUGUGUGGUUUUGGUUUCACGAGAAGGAAGAGAGAAACUUGAUCGUGUUGACUGAUCUAGAUAGAUAUCAAAGGAUGGAGAGGAUCGUCGGAGGGAAGUACAAGUUAGGCCGCAAGAUCGGUAGUGGAUCUUUCGGAGAAAUCUACCUUGCGACCCAUGUAGAUACGUAUGACAUCGUCGCGGUGAAAAUUGAAAACAACAAGACAAAACAUCCUCAAUUGCUUUAUGAAGCCAAGUUAUAUAAUAUUCUUCAAGGAGGAAGUGGUAUUGCUGGCAUAAAAUGGUGUGGAGCGGAUGGGGAGGAUAACGCCCUUGUUCUUGACUUGUUGGGACCAAGUCUUGAAGAUUUAUUUGUCUACUGUGGAAGGAAGUUCUCAUUGAAGACAGUUUUAAUGUUGGCAGAUCAGAUGAUUACAAGAAUAGAGUAUGUGCACUCUAAAGGAUUUUUGCAUAGGGACAUCAAACCAGAUAACUUCCUUAUGGGUCUUGGUCGAAAAGCAAAUCAGGUCUACAUCAUUGAUUUUGGCCUUGCAAAGAGAUAUCGGGAUGCUGCAACUAAUCGCCAUAUUCCUUACAGGGAGAACAAAAACUUAACAGGGACUGCACGUUAUGCAAGUUGUAAUACUCAUUUGGGUAUAGAGCAAAGCCGGCGUGAUGAUUUGGAGUCUCUUGGUUAUGUUCUUCUGUAUUUUUUGAGAGGAAGCCUUCCAUGGCAGGGAUUAAAAGCUGCCACGAAGAAGCAAAAAUAUGACAAGAUAUGCGAGAAGAAGUUAUCAACUCCAAUUGAAGUUCUGUGCAAGUCUCAUCCAGUGGAGUUUGCCUCAUAUUUCCAUUAUUGCCACUCUUUGACAUUUGAUCAACGGCCUGAUUAUGGAUUUUUGAAACGUCUAUUUCGGGAUUUGUUCACUCGUGAAGGGUUUGAGUUUGAUUAUAUAUUUGACUGGACCAUUCUAAAGUACCAGCAAGCACAGAGGACAAAAUCUCACACACAAUUAUCUCCAGUUUCAGGAGGGACUAGCAAUCAAGUAAUACCAAUGGAUGUUGACAAGCAUCAAGGAGUAAAUAAUGCUUCUUAUUCAGCUGAGUUUACAGAGCGAGUGGUGUCAAGUAAUGCUCCUCGUCCUGGGGUUCAUAUGCAGUUUAAGUCUCCAACUGACAAGAACUUAACUGCUGAAAAUCCUGUUGAUAAGAAUAAUGUGAGCAAGUUUCUGGCUGGCGUCUCCAGAAAACGUGUUUCAAAACCAAUGAUUCCAACUGAAGGCGCACAUGUCAAUCAAGGGCUUGGUAGCAGAAUUGGUACUUCAAGUUGGGUUCCUUCAUUACAGCGCAACUCUUCUGCCAAGUGACUGCAAUGAAUCCAGAGGCCAAGAUUUAUGGAGCAUAAGGUUUUAAAGGGCACAUGGGAAGAUCUUAUAAGUGCUGCACAAAUGUUUUUGCUCAAGUCCCUUUAUGGAUACCAACUCAUACUGUAUUUUCUUAAAGGUGACUACAGAUACAUUGGAUGAUGCUAAAUAUCAGUCUACUCAAAGCUUGGUUGCUGUUGCGUACAUAGAUGGCACAAAUAUCUUACACCAAUAUUCCAUUUUAUGGUUCCUUGUAACAUGGAUGAUGCAUAAAGUGUUCCCUUCAUUCUUCUGUUAAUAGAUCAUACAAUUUCAGUUGUGAUAUAUGGUUGUUGUUUUGACAGUGUGUAUUUCAUUUGAUUCAGGGUUCUGAGUUGCUUGUGUAUACUUAUUGCUUUAUUAUUUUGGAUCAAA